Messenger RNA from Gadus chalcogrammus (walleye pollock), 3259 nucleotides. RefSeq names its product junctional adhesion molecule 2a (gene jam2a). Bases 370 to 1308 code for a protein of 312 amino acids. NCBI's taxonomy places the organism in Eukaryota, Metazoa, Chordata, Actinopteri, Gadiformes, Gadidae. The record is from RefSeq and is a predicted model, not a curated record. Gene Ontology annotation, biological process: leukocyte tethering or rolling. The transcript is spliced from 11 exons. Gene Ontology annotation, cellular component: cell surface; tight junction; protein complex involved in cell adhesion.
UAAAUCAAUCCCUCAUAGUAAAAACUCAGAACACUAUCGCCGUCGUACGCGCUCGCCGGGAUAACGAUUUCUCCCUAAACCGACGAGAAGAAGAACAUUUCAAAUAACAUAACCUGUCGCGCGCAGGCAGAGUCACGCGCGCUGUCCGCCGGUGGAGCGCGAGCAGCCAGCCGCGCGGGGUUUAAACUGUUCUGGACGGAACAGUUGGUUUUUCUCCCCGGUCGGCGAGAGCGAACUAACGGGGGGGGAAAAAAAACACACCGGGAUUACGAAGAGUUCACGAACAACAAGCGCGUGAAGAAUUGCGUGGCGCUCGCCAGCCGCUUUCUCCUCCGUUUCCUUGAAGGGGGAAGACUGCGCGCGGGGAUAAUGGAGUGGCUGUCCCCGUCCUGUCUCCCUAUCGUCGUCCUCUUGAUGCACUGUUCCCUCUGUUUGGCCGUUACCGUGACGACCACCCGGCACAAGGUGGAGGUCCGUGAGUUUGCAGACGCCGAGCUGUCCUGUCAGUUCAACACGGAGCGGGAGAACAACCCGCGCAUCGAGUGGAAGAAGAAGGGCCAGGACGUCUCCUUCGUCUACUACGACGGGCACUUCAAAGGGCCGUUCGAGGGCCGGGCGACGAUCCAGGGCGCCACGGUGACACUGCGUAGGGUGACCCAGAAGGACGCCGGGGAGUACCGCUGUGAGAUCAGCGCGCCGAUGGACUCGGUCAGCCUGGCCGAGACCAACAUCACGCUCAGGGUCCUGGUGCCCCCCCACACCCCGCACUGCGAGAUCCCCAGCUCGGCCGUGACGGGCUCUGUGGUGCAGCUGCGCUGUAGGGACCACCAGAGCAUCCCUCCGGCCACCUACUCCUGGUACAAGGACAAGCAGCAGCUGCACCCCGCCCGCAACGCCAACGCCUCCUACCUGAUCGACAAGCACAACGGCAUGCUGGAGUUCAAAGCGGUGUCCAAGGACGACUCGGGUCAGUACAGUUGUCUGGCGUCCAACGGCGUCGGCACGCCUAAGAUGUGCGACGGAAACCACAUGAGCAUAGAAGAUGUGAGCGUGGUGGCGGUGGUGGCGGCCGUGGUGGUGUGUCUGAUGCUGGUGGCGGUCGCCUGCGGGGUCGUGCUUCUCCGCCGCAACGGCUUCUUCAGCCGCCACAGAGGAAGGUCGUUUUGGAUCUCGGAGUGUCACGACACACCCCACAUUAGCAGCCAGAACCUGCACAGAACCGAAGACACGUCCAAUGUCAAUUACGUGCCUCCGCCUCAAGAAGUCCAGCCGCAGGAUUUCAAACACACCCAGUCGUUCAUGCUGUGAGAAGCGGGCCUUCCACCGGACAACACGCACUGUCCCCCAGUAAGGUGCCAACACUCGACUCCUUCCAUGCCGACUCACAUCUCCCAUCAUAACUUGUGACUCCCGACUUAUGACGACUUUCUUCCGUUCUGUCGAUAUCAUGGUCUUUUUUGUGACUGGUUUAUACGAUUGGUAAAAAGGGUUGAGCAAUACCGCUUAUUUUUCUUGUUUUCUUUUGUCGUUGAGUAAACGAUAGCGCUCUGCUUCCCCCUGGUGGUUCAAUGUUGAAACUACACUUCCAAUGCGCAGCCACUUACAUUGGCCUCCAUGACAGGAAUAUAUUAAAUAUAUCCUUCCUUCCCCACCUAGUAGGAUAACUACCAACUAUUUUUAUUUUCUUAACCAAAGACGACAUGUAGCUCAGCAUAAUUAUCGAACUCGUAUACAAGGGAAGUCUUCAUAGGUGUAUUUUCACCACAAAGCCAUAGUUAGGAAAAAAAGGCCAUUUCCAUUGUAAAAAUGGAUUUCACCUCUGAUAGCAAAGAGCCGGUUACCUCAGACUACAGUAGACCUACAUGGCUUACACCAAUACACCCCCCCCCCCCCAUCGUAACAAUGGAGAUCUGUCUCCACUUACAACAAAAUGGCUGGCGGCCUUUAGCCAGCCAUGGAGUGAAUGAGGUUUAGAAACCUGACAGGAAACCAAGCCCUACGGAAACCCCUUUCAAAACAAAAGCCCCGUCCCGGAGUGCCUGCAUGGUCUUUUUCUUCAAGUAAAAAUACCUUGUGCCUUUUUUUAAUUUGUCUGCCGUAUUUAUCUCUGGAAAUCAGUUUUUUACGUGGAGAAUUUGCCUUACUUUUUCUUGUCUAUUUUUGUGCCACUGUGUUGUAUCAUGUCGGAGUGUAUGUUUUUGAAAACAAGGUGAGAGAGUGAGUUACUGACGUGAGGUGUAGCAGCUGUGCCAGUAAUAAAUACGUUUUCUAUCAAAACAUAACUCCCAUGUGGUGUUUUUGCGUCUUUCUCAUUGCUUUAUGUCAAAGCCAACAAUAAUAGAAAUACUGUAACGUCAUUUAUUGAGGGUGCGGAUGCACAUUAUUGUUCGUUCCAGGCUUAGAGAUUCCUCCUGCAGUCACAAACUAAUCCGUGUGUCCAGCACCUCUCCAAGCAAUAACGACUGGUUUCAGUUCAACACCGUUUAUUAAAUACAACAUAUGGGUGACUUAGACACACAACGUAGAUAGAUUUACUUGGCCACUUCGUCGUAUUUGGGAUCUGUAAGAGAAGACAGAAAUACAAACGUGAGGUUACAUUUAUAUUUAGGGCGUUGAGCCGACGCCUCUAUCCAAAGCGACAAUUACAAUAAGUUGCUUUGGAUAAGUGUUUAUCAGCCUACUUCUAUCCCUCGCCAACUCUUACGUGGCAUCAAAGUACGCAAUGGGGGAUUAUCUCAGGCGGUAGAGCAGGUUGGCUGGUAGCCUGAAGGUUGCUACUUCGAUCCCCGUCUUCUGCUAUCUGAGGUGAGGUGUCCCUAAGUGACACAUCUUAUCCUAACUGCUUCCGACGAGCUGGCUGUCAUCUUGCAUGGCUGACUCCGCCGUCGGUGUGUGUUGUGAAUGUUAGGCAAUAUAUGAAAAGGUAAAGGUAAAUUGCUUUGGGUAAAAGUUUGAGGUUUUACCUAAAAGGUUGAGACGAGAUAAAAAGAUAUAAAAAAAAACUGCAUACGAUAAGUCUGUAUCGUUGUUGCGUUCCUUAAACUCAAAGCCUGCCAUGAUAAGACGCUAUGAUUUAUAGCCGAUCGCGUCGUUGCCUGAACUGAACAAAGAAGCUUGGCUCGCUCUUGAUAGUCUGUGAUUUAAGUCUAUUUAUAGAGCGGGCCCUAGAGAAAAGUACCAGUCAUUGUUAGAGAAGAAAACCUUCAGCAGAACAGGAAAAUGGCCGCCCUGAUACUUUGUGAAACUGAAGGUACAAUUU